AGGUAUCGACCCGUGUUACUAUCUGCCCUCCCGUUUGCUACACACCAUCAGCCUCUUGUCGCGGAGCUGAUGAUAAUAAGAUGCUCGGGCGCUGUGUCGUAUUAAAUAACGAAAGAAGAAAAAAGACGAAUGAGCGGGGAACAUAUUCGACCGAUGCUCGUUGGCAUGUGUGGCAGCGGGAGAAUUGCUGAACAAGCAUUUCCAUAACAUCUCGAAUACGGGUGUAGAGGAGUAUACUCCGGCUUGGCCGACUCUUCUCCCCCCCUUUCCCCCUCUUCUUCCCACCCCGCAAACUUAUUCGCCCCUAUCAGUAACUCACGCUCGGAAAUUCGCAGUCGAUGUGAGCAAGAGCCCGUCCCCGGGUUGACUCUGAUCUCCAUGGCGACGGCCACCUACAGCCCCCAGUAUCUUGCCGAGUCGAGGACGGCACUUGUGAAUGCCUUCUACUCGAUCCCCAUCCCUCUCGAGAUCGGCAGCACCGCCUUCAGGCUAUGGACCAAGGCGAGGCCUCCGUCACAAGCCCAUUUCGCCUUCGACGACUAUCUCAUCAUUUGGGCCACCAUGUCUGCCGUCGCCGAGUGCAUAGCCGGCUUGGUCUACGGGCCGCCUAAUGGCCUCGGGCGUCACAUCCAAGCUGUUUCGAGGGAGCAGCGGCAGGCAUUCCUGAUGGGCGACUACAUCUUCAGCCACUUCUACGAUGUUGCUAUCGCCAGCACUAAACUCUCGAUCCUCGCGCUGUAUUACCGCAUCGUCUCAGCCACAAGGUUCCGCGUCGUCGUCAUGGUCACCGCCGCUUUCGUGGUUGUGUGGCUGAUAGCGAUGGAGAUCGUGCUGGGCCUGGGAUGCCGUCCUAUUCAGGCGUGGUGGGAUGCGGCGGCGGCUGCUACGGGCACAUGCGUGGACAAGGUGGCCUUUACGUAUUCCACCAACGCUAUAAACCUGAUCACAGAUUUAUGGAUCUUUGUCAUGCCUAUACCGAUUAUCCUCGGGUUGCAGGCCAGCAUGGAUAAGAAGAUCGGCCUCUGCUUUCUCUUCUCCAUCGGUCUUGGGACUUGCGCUAUCAGCGCGGCUCGCUUGUCCGUCAUCGUCUCGGUAGGAUCCGAAGAUAUCACAUGGUCGGAGGUUCCUCUGGGGAUACUAUCCGCAUGGGAGCCCUGCGGCGGCAUCCUGUGCGCGAACUUGCCCCUCGUAUAUAGGUCUCUCGCCCACGGGGUAGACCGGAUACGUUCGACAGUGAAGAGCUCGCGAACCCGCAGUCGAGAUAUGGGCGUGCGCCCGCGCUCGCCGUACCGCGACUGGACACGCCUGAACAACAGCGCUUCCACCAACCAUUGCCCUGUCUCGAAGGUGACGGUCACGAGAGGUCUGGUAGAGGCUGAGAUGGAACCCGUCGGACACACCGGAAUCAAGGUGGAGCGUGACUUUAAGCAGGAAUUUCACCAAGAAUAG
Molecule: messenger RNA, 1449 nt
Organism: Durotheca rogersii
Lineage: Eukaryota; Fungi; Ascomycota; Sordariomycetes; Xylariales; Xylariaceae
Exons: 5
Coding region: 379-1449 (356 amino acids)
Source: RefSeq, a predicted model, not a curated record